Molecule: messenger RNA, 1830 nt
Organism: Dictyostelium discoideum AX4
Lineage: Eukaryota; Evosea; Eumycetozoa; Dictyosteliales; Dictyosteliaceae
Exons: 3
Coding region: 1-1830 (609 amino acids)
Source: RefSeq, a predicted model, not a curated record
AUGAGUGAUAGCUUUGAUGAUCAAUUUCCCCCAUUGGGAAAAGUAACCAUCAAAAAAAAAGAUGUAUCAUACAUAAAAACAUCAAUGUCACCUUUGUCGACCUCUAAUAACCCAACUGAAACUUACGAGCAAAAUGAAAAUCUAGAUCAAAAUAAUACUCCUAUCAAUAGCAGUAAUGAUGAAAUUAUUACCAAUACUGUUGAUAAUAAUAAUAAUACCACCACUUUUGACUCAUUAGAAAAUUAUAAUAAUAGUAAUAAUAAUAAUAACUAUAAUAGCAUUACUAGUAAUUACAGUGAAAACUCUUAUUUCAAUAGUAAUAAUUAUAAUAGAUACUAUAAUAAUAAUAAUCAACAACAACAACCAAAUACAGGUACCACAGUGAAUUACAAUAACAAUUUCAAUAGCUCUAAACCAUAUAAAAUAUUUAACAAAAAUUAUAAUAGUUCAUAUAACUAUCAACCACCACCGUUGCCGCAACAGCAACAACAACAACAACAGCAACAGCAACAGCAACAGCAGCAGCAACAACAACAACAACAAUUUAACAGUGGUAUCCCGAUGAAUAAUAGCAAUAGUUAUCAAAUAGGUUAUAAUCAUAACAAUAAUAAUAAUAAUGGGUUUAUUCCUAAUUAUAAUUAUGUUCAACAACAACCACCCCCACUCCCAUCAUCAUCCUCAUCACAAAAUACAUUUAAUACAAAUGGAUAUAAUUCGAAUAAUAAUAAUAAUAAUAAUAAUAAUAAUAAUAAUAAUAAUAAUAAUAAUAAUGGCACAAUGAACUCAAAUACGUAUAAUAAUAAUAAUAAUAAUAAUAAUAAUAAUAAUAAUAAUAAUAAUAAUAAUAAUAAUAAUAAUAAUAAUAUUAAUAAUAUUAAUAAUAAUAAUAAUAUUAAUAAUAAUAAUAAUAAUAUUAAUAAUAAUACCAAUAAUAAUAAUAAUAAUAAUAAUAUUAAUAAUAAUAAUAAUAAUAAUCCAAACUAUAAAAGACAAAACAAUAGUUUUAAUAUACCCAACAAUAAUAAUAAUAAUAACAAUAAUAAUAACAAUAAUAAUAAUAUUACGAUUAGCAAUGUUAAUAGUGAAUAUUACGCUAAGGAAAUACAAAUUCAACAACAAAUGCAAACAUUAACAUUACAACAAUUACAGGUUAAACAACCGAGUAAACCAAAACCACAAGAAAAUAUAAAUGAAUCACCAAUCGUUUUACCAACUUUAAAGGACAUAAGCGAUGGAACACCUUCAUAUAAUUUACAAAAUGUACAUCCUUUCUUUGAUUCAAAACCAACAAUUAAAAUUCUUUCAAGAACAAAGCCAAAAGAAGAAAAUAAAGUUAUUACACCCAAACAACCAAAACAAUCAACAGAAGAGAGAGAAUUGGAAUAUCAAAAAAGAAGAGCUCUUUUAUUUGGUACACCUCUUCCUUCAGAUUCAACAACACCAACAACAACAUCACCAACCUCCGAAAAUAUUUCUUCACCAACAAGUGAAAUUGAAACUUUAAAUAACAAUGAAAUUAGUAAUAAUAAUAAUAAUAAUAAUAAUAAUAAUAAUAAUAAUAAUAAUAAUAAUAAUAAUAAUAAUAGUAAUGAACCAUCAAAUAAAUAUUCACCAGGUUCUUUUAAGAAAAAUAGUAAAUUAAAUACUAGCAAUGGAGAUGGUAAUACAUCUCCAAUAUCACAACAACAACAAAGACAACCAUUAGGACCUGAUCCAACAGCUGGUAGAGGUUUUGGUAGUCGUAGAGGUGGUAAAACCUCAACAACGACCACACCUACAUCAUCAACCUCAACUACAACAACAAAUAAUGCAACAACAAAUGGAAAUUAA